CCCUACUUGCGUACUUGCCGCCGCAACGACAACGUCUUCAGAACCAUUUUCUAUUGCAAUUCCCGCAUUUUGAAGCCAGGGUCCAAGGCUUCGUUUAUAUGGACUAGGGUUUUAGCACGAGCGGAAGAUGACGAUGAUGGUGGGCUUCCUCCGCAAAGCCCUUGUACUCCAGGUGAGGUUUACUCUCUCAGCUUCACCAACUCCACAAAGCCUGCCUUAUCUUCACCACCACCUCUACCCAUUCUCAUCUUCAUCCGAAGCACACUCAUUCACUGUGUCUCACCUCAUAAACUCAUGUGGCUUCUCCCAUAAAGCGGCUCUAUCGGCUUCCAAAUACUUGCACUUUAAAACCCCAGAAAAACCCAAUUCGGUCUUUGCCUUCUUCAACAGCCAUGGCUUCUCCGAAUCCCAGACCUCAAAAAUUGUAAGGUCACAACCUCAACUCCUCGUAUCCGACCCAGACAAAUCCCUUUUGCCCAAACUCCAAUUUUUCUACUCCAAGGGCGCUUCUAACCCUGACGUUGUCAAGAUCAUAGCCUCUUGCCCAGUCAUCAUGAAACGAAGUUUGGAAAAUCAAAUCAUCCCAUCCUUUAAUUUCUUCAAAGAUUUCUUUCAAUCCGAGGAGAUGACAAUGGCUGCUGUUAAACGCUUUUCACGGGUUCUAAUAGUUAAUCCCCACAUCUGUGUGGAAUCUAAUAUCAAUGCGUUGCAAGAAUCUGGAGUACCCAAAUCUAAUAUUGCCGCAUUGCUAAGCCUCCAGCCUAGGGCAUUCAUGGUGAGACCAAAUCAUUUUAGGGAGAUUUUGGAGGAAGUAAAGAAAAUGGGGUUUGAUCCUUCAAAAACAAGGUUUCCCACAGCAGUCCAAGCAAUGACAGGGAUGUCAAAAUCAACCUGGGAAAGGAAGAUUGAUGCUUAUAAGAGGUGGGGCUGGUCUGAGGAAGAUAUUUGGUUAGCCUUUACAAAGUCACCCUGGUGUAUGAUAUAUUCCGAGGAUAAAAUAAUGGCAACAAUGGAUUUCUUCGUCAAUAAAAUGGGGAGGGAGUCUUCUUUGAUUGCUAACCGGCCCUUUCUCAUCGGGCUUAGCUUGGAGAAGAGAAUUAUUCCUCGGUAUUCAGUUGUUCAAGUUUUGUUGUCUAAGGGUUUGAUUGAUAAAGACAUUAGCCUGGUAGUUCUGUUUGAAUCUACUGAAAAGAUGUUUCUGGAAAAGUUUGUGAAUGGCUACAAGGAAGAAGCCCCUCAGUUAUUGAACUUGUACCUGUACCAGGAAAAAGUCAAUCUUUCAGGAAAAGCAAGAGGGAAGGGGUAGUUGUAGAAUGUCAUUGGAAUUCAAAAUUUUCUGCACCUUCCCCUGUGUGGGUGAUUCUGCUGAAAAUGAGUUGGUUCUUCGCCUAUACAUUAGUGUCUUACUUCAUGAACUCAUGAGGGUUCUCCUUCCGAAAAGCUGCCAAUGCAGCUUCCAACGCCCCCACUCAGUCCUCAUCCUUUCCACAAGCCAGGGUUUCUUCCAACCCCAAAUCUCCCACUAUUGCUUCUCUUCAUAAAAGCUCUUAUACUUGCCACCCAUCCACCCUAGAACAUUUUUUGUAAAAGCUGAUAAAAUUUAAAAGAAAAUAGUAGUUGUGAUGAUGGAGAAGGCUCAUCCACAUGGGAAAGAAAAAUGGAGGUUUAUCUGAGGUGGGGUUAGUAGGAGAAAGAGAUUCUCAUUGCCUAACAACCAUGUCCUAUCACCUAUGCAUGCGUCUGAGGGUAUGAUACAGCUAUAAAGGCAGUGAUGGAU
Molecule: messenger RNA, 1777 nt
Organism: Vitis riparia (riverbank grape)
Lineage: Eukaryota; Viridiplantae; Streptophyta; Magnoliopsida; Vitales; Vitaceae
Exons: 2
Coding region: 128-1306 (392 amino acids)
Biological process (GO): chloroplast organization; regulation of DNA-templated transcription
Cellular component (GO): chloroplast
Molecular function (GO): double-stranded DNA binding
Source: RefSeq, a predicted model, not a curated record